Messenger RNA from Vicia faba (fava bean), 1050 nucleotides. NCBI's taxonomy places the organism in Eukaryota, Viridiplantae, Streptophyta, Magnoliopsida, Fabales, Fabaceae. The record is from the annotation of a GenBank genome assembly.
AUGCAUAACAAGGACGUUUGUUCUCCCUCAUCUCAAAGCGGAUUCGGCGUCCACCUCAAUUCCAACGCCGGCGCGUUUGCUUCGUUGUACUCUGUUCUGACUAACGAGCUCUCCGGAAACUGCAGCAAUGGCGGAGGAGCAUCAGCAUCGCUUUAUCCGUACUCUGACUCUGGAACUGAUUACGACUCGUGCGUGAACGUGAUACAGAAGCAUCAGGAUAUGGUGAAUCGUCACAGUAUGUGUCUCAGUCGCUUAGUGGAGACAUCCAAAGAGGUUGAAGCUCUUCAGCAAGAGAACGGACAGCUCCGUGCGGUGAACAAGGAGUUGCAGAAGAAUCUGAACCUCCUCGUUCAGGCUUCGCUGGAGAAUCGAUUUGGCGGUGGCGACUCCUCCAUCCAGACACAUUCUAUUCCAUUUGAUGCUUUGCACAGUUUCCGUUGUUUGAAUCUUGGCGAUGGAAAAGAAAACUGUGCUGAUUGGAAUACCAAUAACAUCAAUCAUAAUAACAAGGAGCUUCUGGAAGCUUCGGAUGAGAGUCCAACGAGUGUGAUAGACAAUAACGGUGUUGAAACGGAGAGGUUCUCGCUUCCGAAAAGCAUUUCUGUGAGAUCCAAUGGCUACUUGAAGAUCGCUCAGCCUCCCGCCGUCGUAACUAACAAUAAUGCUUGCCGCACCAAGGGCGGUACCCGCUCCCGCGCUUCUUCCACUCAACCAGAUCAAGUUCAAAAAGUAUAUGUGAGAGGAGGGCAGAAAGAGGAAGAGCCUCUUGAGAUGACUGUGUAUAAUCAGGGGAUGUUCAAAACUGAAUUGUGUAACAAAUGGCAGGAAACUGGCGCAUGCCCUUACAGUGAUCACUGCCAAUUCGCUCAUGGUAUUGGGGAGCUUCGCCCGGUGAUUCGCCACCCACGCUACAAAACUGAGGUAUGUAGGAUGGUUCUUGCUGGGGUUGUUUGUCCCUAUGGCCAUAGAUGUCAUUUCCGUCAUGCACUUACUGAGCAAGAGAAAGCUAUAUCACAAUCUACGCCCAGAUCAAGGAAGCUGGAAAGAUAA